Caenorhabditis angaria is the source of this 685-nucleotide messenger RNA. NCBI's taxonomy places the organism in Eukaryota, Metazoa, Nematoda, Chromadorea, Rhabditida, Rhabditidae. The record is from the annotation of a GenBank genome assembly.
AUGUCUCGACUUCUGUCAGCCUAUGGUGGCUCAUUUUAUACAUCAACAGCAUUUCUCGCAGUGAUGUUCAUCCAUCGCUAUUUUUCCGUAGCCAAACCUGCGCAAUUAUUCUUGUUUCGAGGAAAACGCAUCACACUUUGGAUAACUUAUUCACUCAUAAUCGGAUCGUCCUGCUAUUUUUCAUGCACAUAUUUGCUUGCUCCGGAUGAAUAUUCGUUGAAAUAUGUUGCCCCAGAGAUUUUGAAAAUUUACGGAAUUGUGGUACAGAAUACAACCGGGUUUAUAAGUGUUUUGUUUGAUGAGGAGAACAAAAAAAUCAGAUGGAAAAAUGUGUUUCACUUGACAAUUGGUAUUUUCACAUCAACUCUGCAAAAUGUUAUCAUUUUCUAUUGCGGCUUCAAAAUUCGUCGUAAAAUCUACUGCAAAAACGCAAAAUAUUCGCCAUCUCUUCGUAAACUUCACAGCCAAUUUUUUCAAAACUUUGGUUUUUCAAGUUGCAACUCUAACUAUUCUGCUUGUCAUUCCAACCAUCAUUAUUUUAUGCCUCCAGUUUUUCCAGUUUCAAAUAAGUCUUCCAACUGGAAUUCUUCUGAGUUUAUUCGAGAUCUAUCCAGCUAUCGAUUCAUUGAUUGUUAUGUAUAUAAUCACAGAUUACCACAAAGCUAUCAAAGGUAUUUUGAGUUGA